UUAAUCUUUAUUGUUAAUGCAGUUUUGUGCACCUACAGCUGGACUCUGCAGUGUUUAGAAAAAUGAGUUACAAAGAUGAAUUUUGUUGGCAUCAGUGAGGCUUUUUUCUUCUUCUUCUAUGAAGACAAAAGCGUUACGUACACAAAGGGGCCUGGGCCAACACAGGUGUAACCACAGCAUAAACCUCCAUCACAUGACUUUCUAUAAACUGUGAAACAGUUACACCAAGCGUCUUUCUCAAGAGGGGGCUCCUGUGCUGUAAUAUGGCAUCUCGCUUACCUUUCCUAAGGCUUUUAACCUAUUUUGGUUCAACGCAUCAUGAUGAUGAGGAGGAAGAGCAGGCGAAAAUGACUGUCGAACCUCCAUCCACCUUAGAGAGAGUCAUCUCACCAUCUAAACCUAAAUUUCCAAAAUUUCGGAAAGUGAACUUACCAUUUUUCAAGAAGAAUUUACAAGUGAAGGAUACUGGCAACCAGACGUCAGAGAUUCCUUUGACUUUCAAACAGAACCUAAAAGAGCAGCACUUUGCAGUGGCAGGGAAGCAGCUGAUAAACCGUGAGGAGCGUCUGUUUUCAGUGAAACAAGAUGGGGUGGGAUCCAGCAAGAGUCUGGUGGAGGAAGAGGAGGAUUAUGAGGAAAGUCUGAGGAAAGACUUUGAAGAGCUUUUGGAGGAGGUAUGGUUGACAGUGGAGAAUUCCUUCGAGGUCCAAACAGAGAAUGAGAAAGAGGCGCUAAAACAAGCAGUCCUGGUCAUACAACAAGAGGAGGAACAGGACAGGAGAUGGGAAGGGGUGGCAGAAAAAGAGUGCCCUCCAUGGAGGCCUCGGUGCUGCAGGCAGACGCACGACUCUCUGCUUCAGAAUAUGGUUCAGCGGCGAAUGGAGGAGGCAAAGUUAGACUCAAACACUGACAUUAAAUCUUCAGUUCAAAAGGAAAUCACAGGCAAAGGUAAACAACUUAAGCAGGACCUGCUACACAUUGCAGAACAUGUGAGGAGCUGCUACCCAGGAGAGAAUGUGUGCCAACUGUAUGCCAAAUUAUACCAUCAGGAAUUUUGUGCCAAACUCAGGGAAAUCACUGAGUAUGGACUCAGUGAUGCCGACUGCUCACAUGUGCUGCAGUGGGUGAACAUACAUUAUCCCAGCAUCCUGAGGCGUAAAGAGCUUAAUGGGGUUAUUGAAUAUGAACAACUUGAAGCACUCCUGCCUUCAAACACGCUUGAACCACUGGAGGAGCAGUGUUUGACCCAAAUAGAGAAUGAGGUGCAGACAUGGUGCCUAAAUAUUCUAAAAGAGGAGAAAGCUGAGCCUGAAUUGAGGGAUGGAUGCUACUUCAGCCCCCUGGCCAUUGAUGCGAUCGAGUGUUUCCAUGGUGCUAUAAAGUUAGCACAGGAAAUGCUGGGCUCUUGUUCAAAGCCUCAGAGGAUCACACACCAGAUUAAAGAAUUCCUUAAUAGUUACCAGGAUUACCUUAAGAAUGUGACUAAGAGUAAUCAGGGGAACAGUAAUGCUGUACUGAAGGCCAACCUUCUGUGUAUCAGACAACUCAGGGAACACAUAAGAAAGAAUCAAGAACUCUUUCCUGCACAUAUCAGGACUGACUGCAUGGAUUUGCUCACUAACAUAAGAGAACUUUGCCAUGGCUAUUUCACCACAUCUAUACAUAAAGAUCUGAAAGGGAAGUAUUCGAAACUGGGUACUAGGGAGUGGCUCAAACACAGUGAACGUGUGUGUGGUGAGCUGCUUGAUGGAGUGGAGACACACAUUCAGAAACUUACUGACUUGGACAAAACAUGCCUUCAGGAGCUGAUCAGCCAUCUUCACAAAGAAGUGCUAGCAGAGUAUGUGAGGAAAACGAUGAAGAAGAAGAUCAAACUUGAAGAUGAGAGGGAACAACAACAGGCAGCUAAAGCAUUACAUGACAACAACCAGAAAAUACAUACUCUGUUUACUGCGGCUGGGUCAAACUUGUAUGACCUGAAAGACGUCUUGCCCAGACUUGCUGAAGUGCUGAUAAUAAAGGAUCCACAGUUUAUUGAAUUAGAGCUUGUGAAUCUGUCCAAAAGCUACCCUGACUUCAGUGAAGCUCAUGUCCGCGCCUGGCUGCAUCUCAAAGCAACCCUCUCUACCCCAGAGCGCAGAAUGAUCAAGAAGACUUUCUCAGAGUUACGGGAGCCAAACACACCAAAAGAAACUGAGAAUCAGGAGCAGGAUCCGCUCUACUCAAGCAGAGAUUUCUUCUCUAAAGUGCUUGUGAAAGGGAAUCUUAAACAGUGCUCCAGAGAAAGUGCCGACCGGAGCAAUAAUUCCCCCCCCGUCCCAUCAAACGUCAUUGGUGUAGGGGGCGAGGCAGGGUGUAUAAAAGAGGACAGAACAAGUAGACAACUUAGACUUAGCAGAGGUGAGAAGAUGAAGAUGACUAUUAAGCCACUAUCUACCAUAGAGAGAGCAAUCUCAUCAUCUAAAUCCAAAUUUUCAACAUUUCAAAAAGUGAACUUACCAUUUUUUAAGAAAAAAUUGCAGAAAACUGAAGAAGUGCAGGAUGAGCAGCACAGAAAAUGUCUGUGUGAGUGUGAAGAAGUGCAAAAUGACAUCCAGCCUGCAGAGAUUCCUUUGACUUUCAAACAGAACCUAAAAGAGCAGCACUUUGCAUUGGCAGGGAAGCAGCUGCUAGACUGUGAGGAGCGUCUGUUUUCAGUGAAACAAGAUGGGGUGGGUUCCAGCAAGAGCCUGAUGGAGGAAGAGGAGGAUUAUGAGGAAAGACUGAAGAAAGACUUUGAAGAGCUUUUGGAGGAGGUAUGGUUGACAGUGAAGAAUUCCUUCGAGGUCCAAACAGAGAAUGAGAAAGUGGCGCUAAAACAAGCAGUCCUGGUCAUACAACAAGAGGAGGAGCAGGACAGGAGAUGGGAAGGGGUGGCAGAAAAAGAGUGCCCUCCAUGGAGGCCUCGGUGCUGCAGGCAGACGCACGACUCUCUGCUUCAGAAUAUGGUUCAGCGGCGAAUGGAGGAGGCAAAGUUAGACUCAAACACUGACAUUAAAUCUUCAAUUCAAAAGGAAAUCACAGGCAAAGGUAAACAACUUAAGCAGGACCUGCUACACAUUGCAGAACAUGUGAGGAGCUGCUACCCAGGAGAGAAUGUGUGCCAACUGUAUGCCAAAUUAUACCAUCAGGAAUUUUGUGCUACACUCAGAGAAAUUGCUGACUAUGGACUCAGUGAUGCCGACUGCUCACAUGUGCUGCAGUGGGUGAACAUACAUUAUCCCAGCAUCCUGAGGCGUAAAGAGCUUAAAGGGUUUAUUGAAUAUGAACAACUUGAAGCACUCCUGCCUGCAAACAUGCUUGAACCACUGGAGGAGCAGUGUUUGACCCAAAUAGAGGACACACUCCAGACAUGGUGCCUAAAUAUUUUAAAAGAGGAGAAAGCUGAGCCUGAAUUGAGGGAUGGAUGCUACUUCAGCCCCCUGGCCAUUGAUGCGAUAAAGUGUGUCCAUGAUGCUAUAACGUCAGCACAGAAAGUGCUGGGCUCUUGUUCAAAGUCUCAAAGGAUCACACACCAGAUUAAAGAAUUCCUCAUUAGUUACCAGGAUUACCUUAAGAGCAUGACUGAGAGUUAUCAGGGGAACACUGAUGCUUUAGUGAAGGCCAACCUUCUCUGUAUCAGACAACUCAGGGAAUAUAUAACAACGAAUCAAGAACUCUUUCCUGCACAUCUCAAGUCUGACUGUAUGAGUUUGCUGGUCAGCAUAAAAGAACUUUGCCAUGGCUAUUUGACCAAGUCUGUCCAUAAAGAUCUGAAAGGAACGUAUGCCAAACUAGGUACUAGUGAGUGGCUCAAACACAGUGAACAUGUGUGUGGUGAGCUGCUUGAAGGAGUGGACACGCACAUUCAGAAACUUACUGACUUGGACAAAACAUGCCUUCAGGACAUGCUCAGUCAUCUUCACAAAGAAGUGCUAGCAGAGUAUGUAAGGACACUUAUGGAGAAGAAGAUUAAACUUGGAGAUGAGAAGAUUCAACAACAGGCAGUUGAGGCGUUAUGUGACAACAACCAGAGAAUACACACCCUUUUUAUUGAAGCUGGGUCUAACAUGUAUGACCUGAAAGAUGUCCUGCCACGACUUGCUGAACUGCUGACAAUAAAGGAUCCACAGUUUAUUGAAUUAGAGCUUGUGAAUCUGUCCAAAAGCUACCCUGACUUUAGUGAAGCUCAUGUCUGUGCCUGGCUGCAUCUAAGGGCAACCCUCUCUACCUCAGAGCUCAAAAUGAUCAAGAAAACUUUCUCAGAGUUAUGGGAGCCAAACACACCAAAAGCAACUGAGAAUCAGGAGCAGGAUCCGCUCUACUCAAGCACAGAUUUCUUCUCUAAAGUGCUUGUGAAAUAGGCCUUUGUUAUGCUCCACAAAGGUCCCUCUUGCACAUGUUGAGUUGUAUUUAAAAUGUUUUAUGAAAUGCACUGUAAAUCUCCAUCCAUCCAUCCAUCCAUCA
This is a messenger RNA of Pygocentrus nattereri (red-bellied piranha), 4485 nucleotides long. It is a transcript of the gene tnfaip2b, whose product is annotated as tumor necrosis factor, alpha-induced protein 2b. Gene Ontology annotation, biological process: exocytosis; exocyst localization. Gene Ontology annotation, molecular function: SNARE binding. The transcript is spliced from 24 exons. Bases 264 to 4382 code for a protein of 1372 amino acids. The record is from RefSeq and is a predicted model, not a curated record. Gene Ontology annotation, cellular component: exocyst. NCBI's taxonomy places the organism in Eukaryota, Metazoa, Chordata, Actinopteri, Characiformes, Serrasalmidae.